UAUGGUGGGCAGUAAUGGGACAAUGAUAGCCAUUCGACUUGUUCGCAGCAAGCUGAGGAAGCGGCAGGAGGACGAAGAGGAGGGCAGGCGUCCCGACGCCGGCCGAUCGGGCGUCGUCUUGGAGGCGGCGCCGCCGCCGGUGCAACAGUUGCAACAAUUGCGCCCGGUCUACGAUAACAAUCAGCCGGUGCAACAGUUGCAGCAGGCGCGCGAGUUGGAGUUGCAGCUGCAGGAGGGGGGCUACGGGGGCCAGUUCCUGUGGACGCAGCCGCCCCCACAGGUCGGAGGGAGGCGGUGCCUGUACAAUAACAAUCAGGAACUCGUACAGAACCUCCCCUCCGCCUCUUCGUCCGCCCCCGCCUCCCCCGUCCCGUCGGGGGGCUUCGCGCGGGGCUUCAGGAAGAACUUGGGGGGCAAAUGGAGGCGGCUGGUGAGGAGGGGCGCGGGCGGGGGCGGCUGCAAAACCGCCCCCUCGGCCUCAGCCUACGCCAUACCGGCCGAAUUGAAGCCCCAAUUGAAGCAGAUCUACGUCUAUUGA
Molecule: messenger RNA, 538 nt
Organism: Phyllotreta striolata
Lineage: Eukaryota; Metazoa; Arthropoda; Insecta; Coleoptera; Chrysomelidae
Source: the annotation of a GenBank genome assembly